Telopea speciosissima is the source of this 565-nucleotide messenger RNA. Its product is annotated as chaperone protein dnaJ 11, chloroplastic-like. The transcript has a single exon. Lineage: Eukaryota; Viridiplantae; Streptophyta; Magnoliopsida; Proteales; Proteaceae. The record is from RefSeq and is a predicted model, not a curated record. Bases 1 to 540 code for a protein of 179 amino acids.
AUGGCAGCCCCAUCUUCAGCUUCUUCUCUGGGAUCCUCACCCUUUUUUCUCGGCCAAAAGCUCCCUUCCAACAACACUACCUUUUCUACUCCUGCUCCGUCUUGUGUCAAAUUCCGGUCAUCUCCCGUCGCCGCUGCCACCUACACCUCUGGAGAGAAUACCAGGUCACCUCAUCUCUAUUCUUCCAAUAUGGCUUCGCCGGCGUCGCUUUAUGAGGUGCUAGGUAUACCAAAGGGAGCUACCUGUCAGGAGAUCAAGUCGGCGUAUCGGCGGUUGGCACGUGUUUGUCAUCCCGACGCAGUGGCGACAGACCAGAAAGAUACAUCCGCCAAUGAAUUCAUGAAGAUCCACGCCGCCUAUUCUACGCUCGCCGAUCCUCAGAAGCGCGCUGAUUACGACCGAGACCUCUUCAGCAGCCGGCAACGUCUUCUUUAUAGAUCUCCGUCUUCCGCCUCUGCCUACGCGGCAUACGCAGCAUCUUCCAUGUCUGGAUUUUCUGGCUCUACUCGCCGGAAUUGGGAGACAGAUCAGUGCUGGUAGACAAAUGUCUCGGUUACCCCCUUUG